AUGCUUCCAGACUUGCAGGAUAUGGAACAGCGACAGAUGGACAGAUUCGGUGCGAGCUGUAGCAGAAGAUCGAACAGGACGGGCUCAAAUAUGUUCGAGGACGACACCUCGGCGAAGAUGCCGAUAAACCGCAGCCCACCGUUUAACCCAAAAGUUAGUCAAGAGGAAGAAUUGCCAGAAAUCGGCAGCUUAAAGCUAGGGAAAGUGCUUGUUGUGUAG
This is a messenger RNA of Necator americanus (New World hookworm), 219 nucleotides long. RefSeq lists its product as uncharacterized. NCBI's taxonomy places the organism in Eukaryota, Metazoa, Nematoda, Chromadorea, Rhabditida, Ancylostomatidae. The coding region runs from base 1 to 219 and encodes 72 amino acids. The record is from RefSeq and is a predicted model, not a curated record. The transcript has a single exon.